Phlebotomus papatasi is the source of this 758-nucleotide messenger RNA. RefSeq lists its product as uncharacterized. The transcript is spliced from 2 exons. Bases 100 to 627 code for a protein of 175 amino acids. The record is from RefSeq and is a predicted model, not a curated record. Lineage: Eukaryota; Metazoa; Arthropoda; Insecta; Diptera; Psychodidae.
AGAACAUUGGACACUGCCUGACUAUAAAAGACAUCCUUUGGCUCCUGAUGCAAUGAGUAUUGACUUGGAUAUCGAAACGUGAAAGUGAUAACAGUCAUCAUGAACAAGUUGAUUUAUUUUGUGCUGCUCUGUGUACCAAUUUGCUUAAAUCAAGUGCCACCAGUUGCGUGUGCAUACAAUCCGGAUAUUCUAGGCAGUCUGGAGAAUGUAAGGAAAGCAUAUCCAUCUCUAAAUCUCAAGAAUAUGCUGAACCUCAUUGAGGCCAACAAUGAAUUCCUCAAGAAAGAAGAUUUGUUGGACGAUAAGAGAGCUAAACGAUACACAGGAGUGAUUCCUGAAGUUCUCGUAUCCAAUGGAGUUCGUGAAGAUCAUGAAGGCCUCAAAGACAGCGAAAAUGUCAGGAAAUUUGGAUUAGAUGCUGUCCAGGAGUCUCCAUGGCUCAUCUUCUUGCUCACAGAAAAGUCCAAUAAGUACAUGACACCGCGUCUUGGACGAGAUGCAUCUGGAGACAAUGGAUCAGAUUCACAAAGGACAAGACCACCAUUUGCACCCAGACUCGGCAAGAAGUCCUUACCCUUCUCUCCCAGACUCGGAAGGCAAAUGUUGAGCAACUUUGGUGACCAAUAAGCCCAUUAAACUACCGCAUAAAAAUGAUCAUUCUUACCACGAAAGGCACGAAAUUGUGUAACAUGUAAAGUUUAAUUGUGCAAAGCAGAGUAAUAAGCAAAUUUUGAAAUAAAUUGGUUAUUUCAAGAAAA